Molecule: messenger RNA, 1326 nt
Organism: Exophiala viscosa
Lineage: Eukaryota; Fungi; Ascomycota; Eurotiomycetes; Chaetothyriales; Herpotrichiellaceae
Product: Gtr1/RagA G protein conserved region-domain-containing protein
Exons: 3
Coding region: 157-1191 (344 amino acids)
Biological process (GO): negative regulation of autophagy; cellular response to starvation
Cellular component (GO): nucleus; fungal-type vacuole membrane; Gtr1-Gtr2 GTPase complex
Molecular function (GO): GTP binding; GTPase activity
Source: RefSeq, a predicted model, not a curated record
CAGCCAAUUCGACGUGUCCAGUCUGCGCCAGCCUCUUUGUGAUUCCUCAGCCUAUUGCUCAACUCAACCACCUUCCGCCGCGACUUGUCCUGCUCAAGAUCAUAUCACUCCUCCACCUACCUCUCCACCUAUUUCCAGCACCGUCAAACCGCCGCAAUGGACAAGAAGCUACGCCAGAACAAGCCUCGGCUGUUACUGAUGGGUCAGCGUAGGAGCGGCAAGUCAUCCAUAACUAGCGUGGUCUUCCACAAGAUGCCUCCACAGGAGACUCUAUUCCUCGAAUCAACCACACGCAUUCAAAAAGACUCAAUGAGGUCCUUUAUGGACUUUCAGGUCUGGGAUUUUCCUGGACAGCUCGACUAUUUCGAUCCCACAUUCGACACGACCGAGAUCUUUUCCGAAAUUGGCGCUCUCGUCUGGGUCAUAGACGCGCAAGAUGACUACACCGAUUCUCUCAAUCGCUUAACCACAACCAUCUUGAACCUGCAAACCACAUUCCCACACAUCAACGUGGAGGUGUUUGUUCAUAAAAUUGAUAGUCUCAAUGAAGAGUUCCGCUCAGAUAUCUACCAAGACAUUGUCCAGCGAGUCAGCGAUGACCUUAGUGAUGCAGGCUACAUCAACCCUAACAUUACCUAUCACCUCACUUCCAUCUACGACCAUUCCAUCUUCGAAGCCUUUAGCAAAGUAAUCCAGAAGCUCAUUCCACAGCUCGACACCCUUGAGAACCUCCUCAACAUUCUGGUCAACAAUUGCGGAAUGUCCAAAGCAUACCUGUUUGACAUCCUCAGCAAAAUCUAUGUUGCAAGCGACACCAGACCCAUCGACAUGGAGGUCUAUGAGAUGUGCUCGGACUAUAUUGAUGUGAUUGUCGACGUCACGGACAUUUUUGGGUAUGAACGCGGCCAUGAUAAGCUACUUGGAGAGCAGAUGCAGGAGGCCGAGUCAUCGAUCAUUAUUCACGACGGCACAAUGAUCUACCUCAAAGAGAUGAAUCGAUACCUCUGCCUAGUGACGGUCAUCAAGAAUAACGAGGCCAAGGACAAGAAGGGACUGAUUGACUACAAUUGCCAUGUCUUCCAAGAUGCCUUGAAUGGAGUGUUCGCCAGAAGUUGGGAGAAAGACAAGGCCGUUGGCAAUGGGGGCGACAGCAGUGCCCAAGAGCAGCUGCAGGCUCAAUUGGAGGAUUGAAGACCGACCUCUUGUGAGAAUAGUUUCCAAGCGGGCACGACCCCCAACUGCGUUUGCUGCAGUAAAGCAGCGCUGUCACGCCCCAGCACCAAUAAACACAAAGAAAUCAGCGCUUUACGGUGAUCCAAGCUGCAG